This is a messenger RNA of Laccaria bicolor S238N-H82, 747 nucleotides long. RefSeq lists its product as uncharacterized. The coding region runs from base 1 to 747 and encodes 248 amino acids. The transcript has 4 exons. Lineage: Eukaryota; Fungi; Basidiomycota; Agaricomycetes; Agaricales; Hydnangiaceae. Gene Ontology annotation, molecular function: oxidoreductase activity. The record is from RefSeq and is a predicted model, not a curated record.
AUGCCUUCCUGGUUAAUCACCGGUGCAAGCAGGGGUAUUGGCCUCAGCAUUGUUUGCCAUCUCUUGAAAGAGGAGGGUAACUUCGUCAUCGCCACUGCGCGCGAUCUCAGCGGCAAAGGCCUCCAAGACCUCGCCUCGAAAUACCCUAAGACCCGCCUCGCUCUCGUUGAGCUCAACGUCAUCGACGUCGCGAGCAUCAAGAAAGCCGCGGAGAAAGUUGGAACGCUCCUUCCCAACGGUCUCGACUACUUGAUCAACAACGCGGGCAUCAUGCCACAGCCCAUGACUUCCUUCGAGGACCUUGACCUGAAGCUAUUCGCAGACGAACUCAGCUUCAGCACCAUCGCCGUUAUUCAAGUGACUUCCGCGUUCUUGCCCUUGGUGAAGAAAUCCGCUGUGAAGAAGAUCAUCUUCUUGACAUCUGUCCUUGGCUCACUCGAACUUGGCGGAUCGUGGCCAUUUAUCACCAACUCCUACUCUAUCUCCAAGGCGGCCUUGAACAUGCUGGCUCGAAAGUGGGGUGCAGUUCUCAAGCACGAAGGCGUUACAGUUGCUCUCAUUCACCCAGGUUGGGUACAGACCGACUUGGGUGAUGAGAUCAAGGAGUGGAUGGAGACGUACGCUAAGAACGUUCCCCAGAUCACUACCGCUCAGUCGUCUGCGGGAGUUGUCGCUGUAGCGAAGAGCGUAACUAUUGAUUCUACGGCUACCUUCUAUAACUACGAUGGUAGCAAACUUCCUUUCUAA